AUGACAGAAGAAAGCAAAGGGGAAGGGAAAGGGGAAAGCGGGAAGGACCUGGAGAAACAGCUUCGCCUCAGGGUGUGCGUUUUGAACGAGCUUCUGAAGACUGAGCGGGACUAUGUGGGCACUUUGGAGUUCCUGGUGUCGGCAUUCCUUCAGAGAAUGUUCCAGUUCGCUGCCUCCAAAGUGGAUAAAAAUAUCACAGAGGAAACAGUUAAGAUGCUGUUUUCAAAUAUUGAAGAUAUUCUUGCAGUUCACAAGGAUUUCCUGACCUUAGUGGAGGGGUGUUUGAAUCCUGAACCUAAUGCACACCAUGAAGUGGGAAUCUGCUUUCUUCACUUUAAGGACAGAUUUUGUAUCUAUGAUGAAUACUGUAGUAACCAUGAGAAGGCACAGAAAGUUCUGCUUGAACUUAACAAAAUAAGAACAGUACGGACUUUUCUUUUGAACUGUAUGUUGCUUGGAGGACGUAAGAACACAGAUGUUCCAUUGGAAGUAUAUCUAGUAACACCAAUACAGAGAAUAUGCAAGUAUCCCCUCCUUUUGAAGGAGUUAUUGAAGCGGACGCCAAAGAAACACAGUGACUACACAGUAUUAAUGGAAGCUCUGCAAGCCAUGAAAGCUGUCUGUUCCAAUAUAAAUGAGGCUAAGAGACAAAUGGAAAAAUUAGAGGUUUUGGAAGAAUGGCAGUCUCACAUUGAAGGAUGGGAGGGGUCCAACAUCACAGAUUCAUGCACGGAAAUGCUAAUGUAUGGAGUUUUGCUGAAAAUUUCUGCAGGAAAUAUCCAGGAGCGGGUAUUUUUUCUUUUUGACAAUCUUUUGGUCUACUGUAAACGAAAACACAGACGAUUGAAGAACAGCAAAGCAUCUACUGAUGGCCAUCGGUAUCUUUUUCGAGGCAGAAUAAACACAGAGGUAAUGGAAGUGGAGAACGUAGAUGAUGGCACAGCUGACUAUCAUAGCAGUGGCCACAUUGUUGUUAAUGGCUGGAAAAUCCACAACACAGCAAAGAACAAAUGGUUUGUAUGCAUGGCAAAAACUUCUGAAGAGAAGCAAGAAUGGCUGGAAGCUAUUCUAAAAGAGAGAGAGAGAAGGAAAGGUUUAAAAUUGGGUAUGGAACAAGACACUUGGGUGAUGAUCUCUGAGCAGGGAGAGAAACUCUACAAAAUGAUGUGCAAACAAGGGAACCUGAUCAAAGACAGGAAAAGAAAACUAACUACUUUCCCCAAAUGUUUUCUGGGAAGUGAGUUUGUGUCCUGGUUACUGGAAACUGGAGAAAUACACAAAUCUGAAGAAGGUGUUCAUCUUGGCCAAGCGUUGUUAGAGAAUGGCAUUAUCCACCAUGUUACAGAUAAGCACCAGUUCAAACCUGAACACAUGCUCUACAGGUUCCGUUAUGAUGAUGGAACAUACUAUCCAAGAAGUGAAAUGCAGGAUGUGAUUUCCAAGGGUGUAAGAUUGUACUGUCGUCUUCACAGUCUGUUUACUCCAGUGAUAAGGGAUAAAGAUUAUCAUCUGAGGACAUAUAAAUCUGUAGUCAUGGCUAACAAACUGAUAGACUGGCUAAUUGCACAGGGGGAUUGUCGGACCAGGGAAGAAGCAAUGAUCUUUGGUGUAGGACUAUGUGACAAUGGGUUUAUGCACCAUGUCUUAGAAAAAAGUGAAUUUAAAGAUGAGCCACUUCUUUUUCGCUUUUUUGCGGAUGAAGAAAUGGAAGGAUCAAAUAUGAAGCACAGGCUUAUGAAACAUGAUUUAAAAGUAGUGGAAAAUGUCAUAGCCAAGUCACUAUUGAUUAAAUCUAAUGAAGGCAGCUAUGGUUUUGGUUUAGAAGACAAAAACAAAUUACCAAUUAUUAAAUUAGUGGAGAAGGGGUCAAAUGCUGAGAUGGCAGGCCUGGAAGUUGGGAAGAAGAUAUUUGCCAUUAAUGGUGACCUAAUUUUUCUGAGACCCUUCAACGAAGUGGAUUGCUUCCUGAAAGCAUGCUUAAACAGCAGAAGGCCCCUCAGGGUACUUGUGAGCACAAAACCAAGGGAGACAGUGAAGAUCCCUGACUCUGCAGAUGGGCUUGGAUUCCAAAUCCGGGGCUUUGGUCCAUCGGUUGUCCAUGCUGUUGGAAGAGGAACUGUGGCAGCUGCAGCAGGUCUCCACCCUGGACAGUGCAUAAUUAAAGUGAAUGGAAUUAAUGUCAGCAAAGAGACUCAUGCAAGUGUUAUCGCCCAUGUCACAGCCUGCAGGAAAUACAGGCGUCCAAUGCAGCAAGAUUCCAUACAGUGGGUAUAUAACAGUAUAGAGAGUGCACAGGAAGACCUUCAGAAAGCGAACUCCAAACCCCCUGGAGAUGAGGGAGGAGAUGCCUUUGACUGCAAAGUGGAAGAAGUAAUUGACAAGUUUAACACAAUGGCAAUAAUUGAUGGGAGGAAGGAUCAUGUGAGUCUCACUGUUGAUAAUGUUCAUCUGGAAUAUGGAGUGGUUUAUGAGUAUGACAGUACAGCUGGAAUAAAAUGCCAUGUGGUGGAGAAAAUGAUUGAACCAAAGGGCUUUUUCAGUUUGACUGCAAAGAUUCUUGAAGCACUGGCUAAAAGUGAUGAGCAUUUUGUGCAAAACUGCAACAGCCUGAAUUCUUUAAAUGAAGUAAUCCCCACUGACCUCCAAAGUAGAUUCAGUGUAAUUUGCAGCGAGAAAAUUGAGCAUAUCUACCGAAGAAUCUCUAGUUAUAAAAAGUUUUCACGAGUGUUAAAAAAUAGAGCAUGGCCUACCUUUAAACAGGCCAAGUCAAAGAUCUCACCACUUCACAGCAGCGAUUUCUGUCCAACCAACUGCCAUAUCAAUGUAAUGGAAGUCUCUUAUCCUAAAACCUCAACUUCUCUUGGUAGUGCCUUUGGUGUGCAGCUAGACAGCAGAAAGCAUUCUUCACAUGAGAAAGAAAACAAAAAUAGUGAGCAAGGUAAACUGAGUCCCAUGGUUUACAUACAACAUACCAUUACCACCAUGGCAGCCCCUUCAGGACAUUCCCUAGGUCAACAGGAAGGCCAUGGUCUGAGAUAUCUGUUAAAGGAAGAGGACUUAGAAACACAAGAUGUCUAUCAGAAAUUGUUGGGCAAAUUGCAAACUGCACUGAAAGAGGUGGAAACGUGUGUCUCUCAGAUAGAUGACCUUCUCUCUUCAAUAACCUAUUCUCCCAAAUCAGAACGUAAAACACCUGAGCCCUUAAUACCAGCAGACAGUGACAAUGAAAAGGGAGAAAGGAAUGGGAAAAGGGUCUGUUUCAAUGUAGCAGGUGAUGAGCAGGAAGAUUCUGGUCAUGACACCAUCAGCAACAGGGAUUCAUACAGUGAUUGCAAUAGCAACAGGAACUCCAUUGCCUCAUUUACCAGCAUUUGCAGUAGCCAGUGCAGUUCUUACUUUCACAGUGAUGAAAUGGACUCAGGUGAUGAACUUCCCUUAAGUGUUCGCAUUUCUCAUGAUAAACAGGACAAACUUCAUAGCUGUUUGGAGCAUCUUUUUGGUCAGGUAGACUCAAUUGUCAAUCUUCUGAAAGGACCAGCUGUUAUGAGGGCCUUUGAACAAACCAAGUUCUUCACGCCAGGUCGAGGCCUGCAAGCGUUUCAGCAGGAAAUGGAGCCUAAGCUUAGCUGUCCAAAGAGAUUACGACUUCACAUCAAGCAAGACCCUUGGAACCUUCCCAGCAGUGUCCAAAAUCUUGCACAGAAUAUCAGAAAAUUUGUUGAAGAGGUGAAGACAAGGAUACUUUUGGCACUCCUUGAAUAUACAGAUAGUGAGAUACAGCUCAGACGAGACAUGGUCUUCUGCCAAAGUCUGGUGGCCACAGUCUGUGCUUUUUCAGAGCAACUAAUGGCUGCCUUAAAUCAGAUGUUUGACAACAGCAAAGAGUAUGAAAUGGAGACUGGAGAGGCCAGCAGAAGGUGGUUGGAACAGAUAGCUAAUGCAGGUGUCCUCCUUCACUUCCAGUCAUUGUUGUCACCUAACCUGACUGAUGAACAAGCCAUGCUAGAAGAUACAUUGGUUGCUUUGUUUGACCUGGAAAAAGUUACUUUUUAUUUUAGACAGUCAGAACUAGAACCACUAGUCGCAAAUGUUCCAAUCACAUAUCAAGCAGAAGGAAGCCGGCAAGCUUUGAAGGUUUACUUUUAUCUUGAUAGUUACCAUUUUGAACAGCUUCCUCAAAAGCUGAAGAAUGGAGGAGGGUUUAAAAUCCACCCAGUACUUUUUGCACAAGCACUGGAGAGCAUGGAAGGAUAUUAUUACAGAGACAAUGUGUCAGUAGAAGAAUUUCAAGCCCAGAUUAAUGCAGCCUCACUGGAAAAGGUCAAACAGUAUAAUCAGAAACUCAGGGCAUUCUACCUGGACAAGUCGAACCUCCCUCCAAAUUCAACAUCAAAAGCUGCUUAUAUAGAUAAGCUGAUGCGGCCCCUCAAUUCUUUGGAUGAACUUUACCGACUGGUUGUGUCUUUUAUCCGAUCCAAGCGCACAGCGGCCUGUGCUUACACUGCUUGCAGUGCCUCUGGAGUUGGAUUGCUGUCAGUUUCUUCAGAACUCUGUAGCAGACUUGGAGCUUGCCACAUCAUAAUGUGCAAUAGUGGAGUUCAUCGCUGCACUCUGAGUGUCACUCUGGAGCAGGCUAUAAUUCUUGCUCGGAGCCAUGGACUACCUCCUCGCUAUAUUAUGCAAGCUACAGAUGUGAUGCGCAAACAGGGAGCAAGAGUGCAGAACACUGCCAAGAAUUUAGGAGUGAGGGACCGAACGCCACAAUCUGUCCCAAGAUUAUACAAGCUAUGCCAGCCACCACCUCCUGCUGGGGAAGAAUGA
This is a messenger RNA of Emys orbicularis (European pond turtle), 4821 nucleotides long. It is a transcript of the gene PREX2, whose product is annotated as phosphatidylinositol-3,4,5-trisphosphate dependent Rac exchange factor 2. NCBI's taxonomy places the organism in Eukaryota, Metazoa, Chordata, Testudines, Emydidae. Gene Ontology annotation, biological process: G protein-coupled receptor signaling pathway; regulation of signaling; positive regulation of GTPase activity. Bases 1 to 4821 code for a protein of 1606 amino acids. Gene Ontology annotation, molecular function: GTPase activator activity; protein binding; guanyl-nucleotide exchange factor activity. The record is from RefSeq and is a predicted model, not a curated record. Gene Ontology annotation, cellular component: plasma membrane. The transcript has 40 exons.